Molecule: messenger RNA, 1237 nt
Organism: Neurospora tetrasperma FGSC 2508
Lineage: Eukaryota; Fungi; Ascomycota; Sordariomycetes; Sordariales; Sordariaceae
Exons: 2
Coding region: 146-1087 (313 amino acids)
Biological process (GO): cristae formation
Cellular component (GO): mitochondrial crista junction; MICOS complex
Source: RefSeq, a predicted model, not a curated record
CUCACUCAACCACCCUUCGUUCGGUAGAGUCGAGACCUUUGGGUCUGUCUCUAUUGCGACACUACACUACCUCGAGUAGAUCUCACCAAGUCUCUAUACUACCUAAGAACCUGAACCCACCUUCAUCCCACGUCCAGUCGCAGCAAUGGGUUUCGUAGCCGGCGUCACCGGCGGCGCAACCCUCACCCUUGGCCUCACCUACCUCGCCAUCUCCGCCCACCAGCGCAACCGCACGCACCAAUCCGACCUCCUACGCGCGCAGACCCGCUUCGUCAACACGCUCGCCCGCGACACUCUCCCCACCAACCUGCGCACGCGCUACCCCAUCAACGAUGAAGACCUAGCCUACUUCCCUCCCCCUCGCUCCGAGCUGGUCGAGCGCGCGCGCCACCGCUUCGUCGAGUCUGUCAAGGACAGGUGGAACCAGGAAAUCCAAAACGCGGUGCGGUGGGCGCAGACGAAGGACUGGUCGUCCGUCCGCGAAAAGGCCGAGGACGCUGUUGCCAGUCUGUUCGGCUACACGAUCGAUCGCAGCGAGUAUGCUGCGGUGAAGGCGAAGGAGGCGGCGAAGGAGGCGGCCAGGAUCGCGGCUGAAAGGGUGAGGUAUGCGGCGGAGGAGGGCAAGGAAACGGGCAAGAUCAUGGCUAGGGAGGCGCAUGUCAGGUCGGAGGAGAUGAGGAGGCGGGCGGCCGAAACGGCGAGGUUGUGGAGCCAGGAAGCCAGGGAGGAAAUGCAGGUUGCUAAGGGUGUGGCGCAGAGGGUCGCUGAGGAGGUGAGGCACGAUGCUGAUGUGGUCAGGGGCGUGGUGAACAGCGUGGUCGACAAGGCGGUUGAGAAGGGCCGCCACGGCAUCGAGAAGGUGGAGGAGGCGGUGGGCAUGGGCAAGGCGGCGGUUGAACUCGCCGAAGAGAAGUUUGAGGCCGCGAUGGACCGGAAACUGUUGCACGUGUCGGAUAUUGACAAGGCGUUGCAGGAGAGGUAUACCAAGAGGGAGGACGUCAUGAAGAAGAGCGUGCAGGAGGUGUUGGCAGAGAGAUAUAUCCCGAUGGAUAAGAGGGACAAUACCAGGUUACGCAGUCUUAUUUAGGGGUUGGGCGAUCGGGAUACGUUGCGAGGUCAUCAGUACAUAGACAAAAGAGGCAGCAGCAGUUAUGGAAGGGUUUUCAAGAGCGACAAAAUAAUCAUUUCACCAACUCUACACAUUCAAUGGAGGCAGACACCAACAUCCCUAACAGGC